GGUGUGGUGGGAAGAUAUAAAAUAUUCACACCAAUUUCCCGCCAUUUCCAUCACCACAAAACCACAGCUUUUUCCAUUUUCAUUUUCAUUUUCAUUUUCAUUAUUCAUCUUCUUCUUCAUUUUGAUUCUUCUGCAACUCAUCCACAUCAAACCAAACUUGACAAAAUGAGUGGAAAAAUGAGAGCAAAAGUGCACAAUAAGUUCAAGAUGAGAGGAUACACGCUCAAAGUAGAAGCCCUAAAGGAGAUCCUUUCGUUUUUGAGCAAUUUUGAAGAUGCGGAAGAUGAAGCACUUGAUCUCCUUGUUGAUGAGCUUCAUACAGGCUCGCUGAAAUCAUCGGUUUUGGAUAAGGAGUCUGUACAGCGUGUCACAAGCAGGCUUUUAGAAGCUGGAUCUGCAGUUGAUGAUGAUAAUCCAUAUACAAAUAUGUCAACGUCUUUCAGUGUAAUUGAUGCGUUUGACAUUCCGAAGUACCGCUACGAUCCCAUCAGAAAGAUGUUUUGCCAACACACAGGGAGACUUCCAAUUCACGGUGAUGCUUCUGCAAAAGCUUGGUUGUAUAGAGAUAGGUUUCUUUUAUUGUCUCAGAGGCUAUCGCGGAUUCCACAAUUUUCUAAACCUUCCUUUAACAGCGAAUUAUCCGGACUCGGGAGCUGUGAGAUAUCUCAAAUUCAAUCUCUGGUUGGACGAACGGGAAUAAGUUGGGUAAUGGGUGUGAUAUCUCAAUUUGAAGAUGGACACUAUUACUUGGAAGACCUUACAGCAGCUGUCGAAAUAAAUUUGUCAAAUGCAAAGAAAACAACGGGGUAUUUUUGUGAGAAUACCAUAGUUUUAGCUCAAGGGGAGAUGCGGUUAGACGGUAUUUUCCAGGUUCAAACAUUUGGUUUUCCACCGUUAGAAGACAGAGAAAAGUCAACCACAUUGUUUUCGGGGCUUAAUUACUUUGGUGGUGAUACGCUUAGUAAAGAGGACACUCUCAAACUUGCAGAAAUGGAAUCAAGUGCAGUCAAUGAAAUGUUCGUUAUACUAUCCGACAUUUGGCUUGACCAUGAUGAGACCAUGGCAAAGCUAGAGACUGUUUUAGACGGUUACGAAGAUGUUGAAGUCGUUCCUUCUCUUUUUGUGCUUAUGGGAAAUUUUUGUUCACGUCGGUUUGAUCUUGCAUAUAAUUCUUUGUCAACUCUCAGAUCGAAUUUUGCAAAACUUGGUAAAAUGAUCGGAAACCAUCAGCGGUUAAAAGAACACAGUAGAUUUCUUUUCAUUCCCGGACCUGAUGAUGCAGGCCCUUCAAAAGUUCUACCUAGGUGUGCUUUACCCAAAUACCUAACUGAAGAGCUUCGAAAGCACAUCCCAAACGCCAUAUUUGCAAGCAAUCCAUGCAGAAUCAAGUUUUACACCCAAGAGAUAGUAUUUUUUCGGCAUGAUCUCCUUAACAAAAUGAGAAAUUCUUGUUUGAUUCCUCAUUCAACAGAAGAAACCAGUGAUUUUUUUGAGCUUCUUGUUGCCACUAUAACACAUCAAACUCAUCUCUGCCCUCUGCCUUUGAGUGUACAGCCGAUUAUUUGGAAUUAUGAUCAUUGUCUUCACCUCUAUCCAUCUCCACAUACGAUUGUAUUAGGUGACAGUAGCGAACAAAAGGCCUUCAAGUACACGGGUACCACUUGCUUCAAUCCAGGCUCUUUCUCAAAUGACUACACUUUUGUGGUAUAUCGUCCUUGCAAUCAAGAAGUUGAACUGUCUGCUCUGGAAUAAUAAUUGCGACAUACCCGACUGAUCAUUAUAUUUUCAAAGGCCACUGUUCCGCGACCAAAGAAACAAAGUAGUUUCCGUUUCUAUAACAAGUAGCUUUUUUUCCGUGUAGCAAUUUUAUUUGGGCCGGCAUACAUAUAUAUCAGCAGACGAUCUGUGGCCUUUUUGUAUGAUAUGUUUUUAGUAGACUGUUAGUCUAUCAAGGGUUCAUCUUUCUGUUAUACUUCAGAUUCUUAAUUUGUUUUAGUGGACGAUUUUUUAGUGUGGGACA
Messenger RNA from Helianthus annuus (common sunflower), 2020 nucleotides. Its product is annotated as DNA polymerase epsilon subunit B. NCBI's taxonomy places the organism in Eukaryota, Viridiplantae, Streptophyta, Magnoliopsida, Asterales, Asteraceae. Gene Ontology annotation, molecular function: DNA binding. The coding region runs from base 166 to 1752 and encodes 528 amino acids. Gene Ontology annotation, cellular component: epsilon DNA polymerase complex. The record is from RefSeq and is a predicted model, not a curated record. The transcript is spliced from 13 exons. Gene Ontology annotation, biological process: DNA-templated DNA replication; error-prone translesion synthesis.